Plasmodium gonderi is the source of this 13806-nucleotide messenger RNA. RefSeq lists its product as hypothetical. The transcript has a single exon. Bases 1 to 13806 code for a protein of 4601 amino acids. The record is from RefSeq and is a predicted model, not a curated record. NCBI's taxonomy places the organism in Eukaryota, Apicomplexa, Aconoidasida, Haemosporida, Plasmodiidae.
AUGGAAAAGAGUUUGCAAAAUUUUUUGAACAUAAAUGUAUGUAGAACGCAAGGCGAGGAAGAAAAUAGAACCCAUAAUGGGGAACAAAGUAGAACUCAUAUUGAGGAACAAAGUAGAACCCAUAAUGGAGAACAAAGUAGAACCCAUAUUGAGGAACAAAGUAGAACUACAAAUGAGGAACCCAAUAAGAUACAUACUUACCCCUCCAAUGAUACGCAAAAACUUACUCAAGAAGAAUUCAACAUGAUAAUUUGCAAUAUAAACAGAAUAAUUAAAAAUGAAAAAUCUAAAAGUGUUGUAUACAAUGAACACAAAUAUAACACCAAAAAUUAUUAUACAACAGAAGAGCAACAUAAUAUGUAUCACCAAAUCAAAAAGAAUUUAAAAGCGAAUGAUAUGGUAAGAUAUGUAGAUACCUCAGGAAAGACACGUUUUUCAGCAUGUGGAGAGAAUGAUAUAAACAUAACCAAACCAAAUGCUUCAAAAUAUGAUGUAUCUUAUAACAAGAACGAAUCAUUUUCAGCGCCAUCCCACUAUGAAACAUAUCUAGGUAAAAAGCCCGACAUGUAUUAUUGUAACAUUAAAAAUGGAAUAGAAGUAAAUACGAGAACUGAUAAAUGCAAUAAUCUAAUUAUGAAUUCAAAAAGUGAAAUUGAAUUAGACCCUUCUCACACGUAUUUGCACAUGGAUCACCAAGGAAUAAAGAAGUCUAAAAUUGGAGACUCGCAAAAUUACUUUAUACAAAAUCUUAGGAAUUACAAUUCAGAUCAUUUACAGAAAUUUCACAAUGCACUUAAAAUGAACGAGAGAAAACGUGAGGAAAUUGUAAAUCGAAGUGGAGAUAGUGUCAUAAAUCAAAGUGGAGAUAGUGUCAUAAAUCGAAGUGGAGAUAGUGUCAUAAAUCAAAGUGGAGAUAGUGUCAUAAAUCGAAGUGGAGAUAGUGUCAUAAAUCAAAGUGGAGAUAGUGUCAUAAAUCAAAGUGGAGAUAGUGUCAUAAAUCGAAGUGGAGAUAGUGUCAUAAAUCAAAGUGGAGAUAGUGUCAUAAAUCAAAGUGGAGAUAGUGUCAUAAAUCAAAGUGGAGAUAGUGUCAUAAAUCAAAGUGGAGAUAGUGUCAUAAAUCAAAGUGGAGAUAGUGUCAUAAAUCAAAGUGGAGAUAGUGUCAUAAAUCAAAGUGGAGAUAGUGUCAUAAAUCAAAGUGGAGAUAGUGUCAUAAAUCAAAGUGGAGAUAGUGUCAUAAAUCAAAGUGGAGAUAGUGUCAUAAAUCGAAGUGGAGAUAGAGUGGUAGACUCCCUACCAACCCAUCACCCCCUUGCCCUUGGAACGGCUUCAAAAAUUGCGACAUUUAUAACUAAUAAUCAAAAUGAAAAUUGUGCAGCAAACGUAGGGAACAGAGGGGUGAAGGAAUCGAGUGGAAUGACAAACUGUGUUAGAAGCAUCCCAAAUAACAGAAUGCUGAACAUCCCAAGAAAUAAUACAAACGAUAAUGAAAAUAUGAAAACAGGAUCAACUUUUUUUAAUGAAAUAAAACAAGGAAUGAUAAACGAGAGCAGGAUAGGUAUCAUUGAACAUACAAACAAUAGGCACUUAAUUAGACCCCAGAAUGACUACACAAAUAGUAACCAUUUAAUAGAAACACAAAAUAUACAUAAUUUAAAAAGUGAUAAAAGGAACGUAUAUAGAUGUAAUUUACCAAAGGAAAACCAAUUGACAAGUGAAGAAGCAAACUCAAAUCGCACUUAUCAGAACAUGUCUAAUGCACAGGAGGAAGAUACUUUUAGCAGACCCCUUACUUACAGCAGAGUUAGAAAUGAUAUACUAUCUACCUACUUUGACGAAGAUACUGAGGCAAUCAAAGUUGGGAAGAUGGAUUUAUCGAACCAGCUGAGUCAGCAGAACAAACUGAUGGAACUGAAUCAGCUGAACCAAUUGAACCAAAUGAGCCAACUGAGCCAACUGAACCAAAUGAACCAAAUGAACAAAAUGAAUAGUCAUACGAAAAUUUUGCAUGACAGGUACGAAGUAAUUCCCAUUCAAAAAACGACCAAUUCCAUUACCCUCGAAAAUCAUGAAGAACUAUCAAAAUUGAAUCACUCAGACAAAAAAAAUAUAUUACAUAAUGCCAUUAACGUUUUCAGCGAUCACAUAAAAAAUAUGGAUGUAAAUAAAUUGCCUCUAUCAAAAGGAGCUGAUCCCUCAAUUGGUAUUAACACCUUAAUCUCUAGCACUGCCCAAGGUGCUCAUAUCAUCACCACUAAAGGUGCAAACAAUGCAAUGUGUACAAAUGGCACAAAUGGGUUAAGUGAUCUAAAUGACCCAACUGUUGCAAAUGACCCAAAUGGCACCUGUGAAAACAACUGCAGUUACAUCUACAAGAACUGGAAGAACUGGAAGAACAGAUGUGGAAAACUAACCGAAGAUGAACACACUCAGAGGAGCAUGAACCCAAAUGAAACUGAAAAGGAAUAUAUAUAUAACAAGAAUAAAUUAAACAAAUUGUACCAUUUGAAUAAAGGAAAUGCGAAAAAGGUAGAAAAUCAUUCGUUGAUCACAUGUAAAGGUUCACAUGGAGAAAAUAUAUACAACAAUAAUAAUUGCGCACUUCAUGAUAAUGGAAUAAAAUUGGCUCCUGAUGUUUUACAAAGCCUUGACAAUGACAUAACAAAGGAUAGAUGUGUAAAGCACAGCGAAAUUCACAACAUUAUGGAAGAAAAGGAAGAAGAAAAAUAUAUAGGUACUUUAAAACGCCUUUACACAGUGAGGAUCGAAAACUCAACAAAUAAGUCAACAAAUAAGUCAACGAAUAAGUCAACAAAUAACUCAACAAAUAACUCAAUAAAUAACUGUGCAGAGUAUCAUCCCCAAGAAUUUGAAAAUUACCCCAAGUUUAAUAUGAACACGCAAAGUAUAAAUUUAACAGAACAAAACUGUCUAAUCAAUGGAAAUACAAAAUUUAAUUCCUGCAUCAAAUCGCACAAUUUAAGCAACUCAGAUGUGAGAUAUGAAAAACACAAUAAUGCAAUCACACAAAUUCUUGAUGAUAAAUCGAAAUGGAUAGUGAGCUCAUACAGAAAAAUGAACAAGUUUAACAUUCCUAAUUCAUGUAUGAUUAAUGAUAACUCAAUGAGAGAAAAGAGACUAUGCAAUUUCAAUGAUAAAACAAAUCUAUUCAAUACUGAAAGACCAUAUAAUGAUGCUAAUCUUUGUAAUAUUGUUGAAAAUAAGUUCACGCUUCUCGAUGAAUUCACAGAAAUUCAAACAUUUUCUUCUGAUCAAUGUUUCAUUGAUAGUACUCAGAAAGAAAAUAUCACUUACCAAUCCAGGGAAGCUAAUAAUUAUGUCACUGAUGCAAUCUCUAACGACAUAACCAUAGACAAUACCCGUUGUGCAAGCAAAUGUGAAGUCGCACUAAUACCUCCUAAUAUGAUUUACCAAAGUAGCAACAAUCAAGAAUAUCAGAAUAACCAACCAAUACAGAGAGAAGAAUUAUAUAGCAAACCUAAAUCCAAGGAUGAUCAUGUGCAUAUUUUAAAGAACAAUACUACAUAUCCAGAAGAUUAUAUCACUGGGGAAAAUAAAUUUCCAUUUGAUGCACCAAGCAAUAAUGUGGACAACUCGAAAUCGUCAAAUAUUAUGAAUUCAAAAAAAAAAAUGAUACAAUCAUGGAACCAAUUUCCUUCUAAUUACAAAGGAAGUGCAUGUAAUGAUAUAAUCGGGGCGAGUCUAUCAGGCAUUUGUAGAAGCAAAAUGGAGUUCCCGCUUGAAUGGAAUUAUUUAGGAAAUUAUGAGCAAAGGGAUAAACAAAAUGACGACAAAAAUAAUGAACAGUGUCAGGAACAUAAUCCAGAACAGAAUUAUGACCCAAAUGAUGAUAAAAACAACCACUACCACACCGAAAGCAAUAUAGAAUGGAAUGCAAACAAGGGAGAAAUAAUAGCAUGGAGCAAAUUAGGAAUAAUAAUUCAGAAUAUACGGUACUACAGCAACAAAGUAUUCAAUGAUGUGUUCAUGAAUAACGAUUCAUUAAAAAAGAAAAAAAUAAAUGAACUGAAUUUGUAUCUUUCUAAAUUAAGAAUAAAAAAUGAUCAGGAAUUCUUUUUUAAUUUGAAUAAAUUUUAUGAAAUGUUUUUAAUUCUACUUAAUUCAAAUUAUGUCUACAAAUUCAAUUCCUCCAUUUUAUACAGCAUUUGUGCAGUUGCAAAAAAUCUUCUCAUUUUGCUAGAUAUAGACGUAUACAUUUUUCACCUGAUAAAAACUUGUAUGUGCUGUAUUCUCAAAUUAAUUAUAAUCAAACCAAUUUCUAUAACAGACAAAGCCUGGUUCUUCUUACUCACUUUAUAUAAAUCCCUCUUUGAAAAGCUUUACCAGUACUUUAAACACGACUUGUUCAGCUGUAAGUAUGGGCAAGAGGAUAGAAGCAAAAAUGUAGCAGAACAGGUAGGCGAAAAUAUCAGCAAAAAUGUAGCUGAAAAUGUCAGCAAAAAUAUGCACAGACAAAAACAACUGAACGGCGAAAACGCAUUGACAAUUUUGUUUUCCUUUGUAAAUAUAUUCAGUGAAACCAUCUUGGAAUAUGAAAAAAUUAGAACCAUUUCUAGGAACAAAAAAAAGGAAGAACUUAUUGCCUUUCCCCUCUAUGAAUCACUGAAACCUUUUUUUUUCGUUCAUACGAAUUAUCCAGAUGCGAUAGAGGAAGAAACAGUGGAAGAAAAUGGAGAAAGCGAAGCUGAAGGAGAAGAAGAAGAAAAAAAAAACGAAGCUGAAGGAGAAGAAAAAGAAGAAGAACACUUGAAAGAAACCUUAACACAGUCUAAAAACAUGGAGAGUAAUAGACAAGCUGUUGAAGAAAAGGCUCAGGUGGAAUAUGUAACGCACAGAACAUACACAUCAAAUCUGCUGAAGGUUAAGAACGGUGAGAUGAUAAAUCGAAAUAGCGCACUUGUAUCUGAAUGUUCCAAAAAAGAAAACACUGAAGCAGACAAUUGCGUUGAGAAGCACAUCUGGAGAAACAUCAAAACUGUAACCAAUUGGGGAUUCAUAAAUAAAAGGAAAGAAAUGGAUUUCCAAGAAGAGAAUCCCCAUUUCACGGAUCAGAAAAAAGGGAAAGUAGAAACUACUGUAAAUUUUCACGCCAAAAAAAAAAUAGAAGACGAAUUAGCUAUUUCCAUACGAAAUAAUAUUCUUUGUUGUGUUCAUUCGCUAAUCAAAAUGUUUUCACAUAUCUACAUAAACAACUGGGAUAAAAUUCUUUAUUACUACGAUGAAAAUAGAAAAAAACUGAUUCCAAUUUUUCUGACCCUUACAAUAAAUGACCCAAAUCAAAAAAUUCGAACGAAUUCCAUUUUGUGUCUUAAAUAUCUCUUCGAUUGUAAGCAACUGAAGUAUUGGUUUCUGCUUAAGGAUGAGAAUUUCAACAGCACCUCUGCUUCUGCUCCCGCUAGCGUCUCGGUUAACUUCCCAACUGGCUAUCCUUCCAGAGACAUAACCAAUGGAGAAAAUGCAUAUGAAGAAAAUUACAUCAAUGAACGUAUUCAUCAUAACAACAAUAAUAUCUACAUGAUAGACAAUUUAAAUGGAAACCAAAUGAAAACAACGUUAGAUGGAUGCAAGACAAAUUAUAACUUUCCCAUAAGGACAGAAAAUCAUUUAACUCUUAGUAAUGAUGUUUUCACAAAAAAUAUGUGCAGUAUAAAUUAUGCUAAUCAGUUUUUUCCUGAGAAACAGAUGAAACAAAGUAUCCACGUAGACAAAUCGAACAAUUCUAUAUUUUUCUUGAACGAUAUUAACAAUGUGAAGAGGGAAGUAGAAAUUGGAAGAAGUACUCUAGCACUUGUUUCGAGACACGAAUAUGAAAAACAAAACCAAAUAUAUAUACAAAUUAGCAACAAUGAAAAUAUUAAUAGUAGGAACACGAAGUGUGGAAACUUUAAUCAAAGAAGAGAAAACGCUUAUGGUACUUGUAUGAAAGAAGAAAUGAACGAGAAAUCCAAGUAUUGCAAUACAAAGAAAGCCUCCACUGAGAAGAACAUUUUAAAGCUGCUCAAAAAUUUUUUAAAACUUAUAAUCAGUACAUACAUGAUAGAUCAAAAAAAUAACUUCUACACCCCAGUCGACAGACUAAAUAUAUGCCGACUAUUUUUGAGAGUGUCCCAAUCUGCAUUAAUACCAAAAUAUAAAGAUUUAUUAAAAAAAAUCUUGAAAUUCUUUUUUUUCUAUUUAUUAAAAUAUCUCAUAUAUUUUAAUCAUGGUGAUGUUUUUUAUUACUGCGUUAAGAGAAUGCUGCAAAAUAAUACCACAUUCCAAAAAAACAGAAGUAUUGAAAGAAACAAUAAUUUUUGUUACAACUUUUUUCCACAUUUUGAGGAAUAUAUAAAAGAAGAAAAAAAUGAAAACACUUUUAUCAAUCAAAAUAUCUUGCAUCACACUAGAAGUGGUAAUACUUAUCCAAAACGAAACAAAAGUGAACUUAUGUACACUAACCAAAUGGACGACAAUAACUUUAAUCCUCAUGACUGCACGGAUGAGGACGAUCGAGUAUUCACUGCAUUAAAUAAUUAUUUUAACAGAUUUAAAGACCUUGAACAGUAUGCCGAAAGUGACAUAAGAUCGGAUAAGAAGGAAAAAGAAAGAGAAGACAAAAAUGAAAAACAAGAAAAACAGGAAUUCUCACGAAUGGGAGUACAAAAAAGCAGAGAAAAAGAAGAUCCAAAGUGGACACCAUAUUAUGGAGACAACUCUAUCAGCCAUGUCAUCAGUGUGAGCGAAAUUCUGCACCCAUGUUGUGUCAACCAUGUUACGGGGACUUUCCAUAGAGAUAUGGAUAACAAGGAAAAUGGAAAAAAUAAAGGAGAUAUGAAUAAAGGAAAAAGAGAAAAAAAAUACAUAGAAGAUGAUAGUGAUGCAUACAAAGCAAGUGACAACUUAAAUGAUAAUAAAAAGAACAGCACAGAGAAUAAGAAAAAUGUGGACAGUAGGUUUGAGGGUACCAAAGAUGUUAAUACAUCACAAUGGGAUACCAAUGAUGUGAGUGAAAAUGUCGACGAUGGGAGAAAGGACGAAAAUCUAGGAAGCAGGAGAGACAGGAGUUCAGACACACUUUCCCUGAAAAAUUCGAAAAAGAAAAGAAAAAAAAAAAAAAAAAAAAAAAAAGACGAAGAAAUGAAGGAUAGUGAAGAAGACAUAGAUGAUUCACUAGAAGAACAAACAACAAGAAGCAUAUGUUCAUCCUCAUCCUCAUUUGCAUGCACAUACCCUUGCUCAUGUACAACGAAUACAGAUACCAUUAAAAAUAAAAAAGGAAUCAGCAAAAAAAGGAAUGCAAGCGAUUUAUCAUACUUGUACAAAAAUAUAAACAAAAUAAAUAAAAACAAUCUCUCUAAGGAGGAUUACAAUUUAUUAAUUAAUAUGCUAUACUGUAACGAAUAUUCUAAGAGCUCUAAAUAUAUAAGCACAAUAACAGUUAUUAUUAACAUAUUUUCUGUUCUGUUAUGCGAAUAUAAUGAUGAGAUAUUUCGAUUUUUAUCCACGAAUAUGUACGGAGUUAAUGUCAAUAGAACUCUAAAUGAUCAUAACAUUUCUUGUCAUCAUUUUUCGAAAAAUCAUCUGUAUAAUAUAUCCUUUGCACAGCUAAUAUAUUUCAUGUUAAUAUUUUUGUAUAAAAUUUUUUAUCAGCCUUGUGCAGAUGGAAAAGACAUAUGGGGAAAAAAUGAAAGCGAGAUGGAAUAUGAAAAAGAAAACAUUUUUUAUAUGAACAAAUGUAAAGUAGAAGCAGAACCAAAAGAAGAAAGUAACAAUACUGCUUAUAGUACAACAGUAGGACUAGUAAGAAAUAACCUACAAUUCGUUGGAACACAUGAUAAUAACAACCAUUUGGAGAAUAGCAGCGGUAGGGAAGACUUUCUCAAGGGACAUUCCAACAAAACAGAUUUAGCAAAUAAUAAUCAAAAAGUUCAUCGAUAUGGAAAAAAAUACUUUACAAACUCGUACAACAAUCUAUAUGACAAUAACAUUAAUUCUUACAUGCAACAAGAAUAUAGCGAAAGAAACCAUGUGAAUAAUUUUCUAGACAAAAACAAUUUAUUAGUACCAUAUGAUAUUCAAAUUUUUAAAAAUAUAUUUUUAGUUUUUCAAAAAACUUUAAAAUAUUAUUUAUUUUGUUACAUGCAUUGUUGGAAUGAUGUAAAAAAUUUAUUGGAAUAUUUUUUGCAGUCAGAAAAUAUUAAUAUUAAAAUUAUUUCCAUAAAAAUUGUUAUAGAUAUUUUUAGCUUUAUUAAUUCUUAUUAUGACAGUAACUGUAAUGAAUAUGAAUUACCAAUUGGGGCAGAAAAAGAAUAUUUCAAAAAUUUUCACAUAUAUAAUAAAGCAUCACAUGUUACAAAAUACAACAAUAAUAAUCAUGGGGAAAAUGAAUAUCUCUUUAGUUCACAAAUGGAACAAGGAGAAAUAGAAAAAAUUCCAUUUCAUGAGAAAAAUAUACGUCUGUACAGUGAAGAAAAUAGAAAGAAUAAAAACACCAACACAGAUGCAUUCAUCAUAGAUUCGAACAUUAGACAACACAAAACAAAUCAUUGCAGAGAUCAAAACUGUUCUCAAUCUGCAGAAAGGAUUGGUUACUUUACCCAUUGUUCGAAUAACUCUAAAAGCGGAAAGAUCACUACAGUCAAAAAAAAUUCAGAAUAUUUUACCUGUAAGGGUAAAAAUAAUCUCAGCUUAGAGAAAAUAAGAACUAGCCAAAGCUUUAAUGAAAUUAUUAAUGGUGAAGUAAUCAAGGUCAAAAACUGUACAUCAGAGGUGGAAAAAUCCAGUGGAAUUACGUGCGAUUCUACAAAUCACACUGAAAUUGUAAAAGGUAUCAAUAAAAAACUUCCAUCAAAGAGAAUCAGAAAAAAAACUCGAGAUAAGCAACACAAUGAAUCAAGAGAAAUGAAAAAAAGGAAAAAGUUCGUUGAGCUUGUGGAAAAAGACAUGAUCUACCUGUUUCGAAAGUACAUACUAAUACACAUACAUAGUAUAAAUAAAAUACAUGAUGAUGUGAUAAAUAAAAGAAGCAAAGUGAAGCAUAUAUUCUUGAACACAAUUAUAUGCAUAUCUCAGUUAAGCUAUGAAGGGUUCAAAAUGCUAAAAAUUGAAGACAUACAAAAAUUAACAAAUCUUGUUUCCUCCUGCGUGCACACCAUUAAAUGCAAUAUUAUAACUGCCCUAAGUAAGUAUAUCAUUAAAUAUAUUUUUACAUUUAACAAAAAAUUUAUUCAAAAUUAUGAGAAGAGGAUGAAUCUAUUGCAUAUCAAUUCGACCAAUGUUUACUACAACAACAUCUUCACUACCUCAACCACAGCACCAUCGGUACAUCAAGGUAUGAUAGGUACUGUGGGUUCAAUAGAUACACUUAGUCCAACUGAACCAAAUGACAACAAUUAUGUGUUAAAAUAUGGAGCUCGAAAAAAUGACAUACAAACGUGUACACAAUUUCCACAAAGUUUUCCAAAUUUAAGGAUUUUGAGUGUAGACAAUUUUGAGGAAAAAUGGAAGACAAAUGCUUGUACGAACAUGAACCCAAAUUACACGGGUUCAGCAUUAAGCAACACAUCUGGCAAUGGUCUCAAAAAUAAGUUACAUCCCAAUGUGAGUGGUGAUAAUUCAAUUGGUGAUCAUGCGAUUGGUGAUAAUAUGAUUGGUGAUAAUGCGAUUGGUGAUAAUGCGAUUGGUGAUAAUGCGAUUGGUGAUAAUGCGAUUGGUGAUAAUGCGAUUGGUGAUAAUGCGAUUGGUGAUAAUGCGAUUGGUGGAGAAAAUGUAAAUAGAAGCAGGUUCCCAAAUAUUACUGAAAGAUAUAUAAAACAUCGAAAUAAUUAUUAUCCAAACAACGCCUCUUUACAUGAUGAGAAUAGCCUCGAAUAUUCAUGUAAUGGUAAAAAGAAUUUCUUUGAAGAUGUUGCUCGGAUACCAACCCAUUCAACAGCACAUACCUCUGAGAUAGUUGCCAAUUAUAGGGAAAAUUAUCGUAAGGAUAGUAAUAAGUUGGAAAAUAUGACACCGAAAGGAAUGCAAAUAGAUAAGUAUUCUCCAUACCAAAUGGAAAAUGAGAAUUUGAAAAUGUUAAUAUCGCAUGAAAAUACAUAUAAUAUUAUAUGCCACAUGAGAGGCCAUAACCACCUCCUUCCCCUUUCUGCAAAAUCACACAUGUUAAACGGAAUUUGUGAAAAGGAAAUAAAUACAAUACAACAAAAAAGGAACCCUUCUUUCUGCUGUAGUAAAACUAGUUCUGCUUAUAACAAUUCGUUCAUGAAAUCAAAAUUGGAAAAUACAUCAGAUCAAAUGAACAACGUUGUAGGAAUUAGUGAAGACAAAAUAGUAGAAGAAAAUCAAGUUAAAAAUUUAUAUAUUAAAAAAGAUGAGUAUGAUAUAGACAUAAAUAAUUUCAACAAUAGUUGUUUAAAAAAAAUGGCAACUAAUACGAGAAAUGUUAAUAAAGAAAAAAAAAAUAUAAUAAUAGAUGAAUUACUAACGCAGAAUCAAACGAAAAAGGAAGAUCAUGAAUUUGUUGAAACACAAGAAUGCAUGAAUCAUUACAACCAAAUGGACACUCGAAAUGAAAAGAAACAUAUUUUAUUCAUUCCUACUUAUGAAGCUGUAAACACAGAAAAAACGAAAAAAACAGGUGAACACAAUAUCCAUAGGAAAUAUAGAACAAAUAGCAGUUACGUACACAAUAUUUUGCACACUUACAAGAAAAAUGCAAAAGAAGUACGACAUUUAACUUUAACAGAUAUACUUAAGGAAAGACAAAAGAAAGAGUUAUACUUACGGAAAAAACAAAAAAAUGAACAGAAAUUAUUUGAAUUAUACUAUAUAUAUAUUUAUAUCAUUAUGCAUAUAAUUAAAUUUUAUAACGAUUCUUUUGUUGACUUAAAAUAUUAUACGUACAAUUGCAUAUGCGAAAUUGCUAGUUCAUAUGUCCCCUUUUAUUUUACACAAAACAUUAUUAAGACAUUUUCCUACUACAGUAAUUACAACAGUGAGGAAAAUAAUGACGUUAACAAGUUCAUAGAUUUUAUUAACGGAAUUCAGGUCUCAUCUGAUGUACAUGAAUUGAAGUUAUACCCAAUACAAGGGCCCAGAAAUGUCCACAGUAGCAAACGCAAUAGACACAUAAGGAACAAUAAAAUAUCUAUGAACGAAUUUACGCAUUGCAAGAAAUCUGCACAGAUAGGUACAUCCACAAACAUAGAAAAUGAACAUCCGAGGGAAAGAGGAAAAAUUGAUUCUGUAUUUAAAGGGACAUGCUCUGAUAUCUCUAGCAGAAAUAACAUUACGGAAAAUGGUUUUAACGGCAUAAAUAGUAGCAGUGGCAAAAGUACAAGUAACGCAAUGGACAAAAUGGGAAGAACCAGAAGAACGAGAAAAAUGAACAACAUGAGCAGAAUGAAUGAAAGAAGAAGAAGAAGAAAAAAAAAAAAAAAAAAAAGUGCACAUUCAAACGGUUCUUCGAGCAGCACAAGGGAAAAACUCACAUCAGUGGAAACAAUUGCAGUGACAGACAAAACCCCUUCUAUGGGUCUGAACUGUCAGAAUUGCACUGUGAUAAAUCAAGAGAAUAACUUACAGUACAUGUUCGCAAACAAUAUAUACCUAAUUUCAUAUAUCGAAUACAUCUACAUACUGCUUCUAAUAAUAAGAGAAAAUCAAAAUGUAGAAAAGGACAAAGCAAUCUGUUGCAUAAUCAGGUAUGUAGGAUUUAUUUGCAAAAACAUGAACUUUUUUUUAUUUAAAUCUAUUAAUUUACUUCCAUCUACGUUUCUCACGAAGUAUUUUAUUUAUCUAAAUAGUUUAAUCGAGAAGAAGGGAUUGCUCGGCAUUUUCCACUCCGCGGGAACAGGGGGAAGAGGACGGAGCGAAGGAAGUGAACAGAGCGAAGGAAGUGAACAGAGCGAAGGAAGUGAACAGAGCGAAGGAAGUAGACAGAGCGAAGGGAAAGGACAAGAAACAAACGACAUAAGAAUGGAUAGCAAAGAAAACGAACAUCUGAUGAACUGGGAAACUUCACACGGAACUGUCAAUAUAUGUACUACAAGUAAGGAGAGAAACAUUACGAAUAUAAAAAAUGAGAAAUGUUGCAUGAUAAGAAGAAAAAUACCAGAAAAAAUAAAAACCAUCAACAGUACCACGGCUUUAAACAAUGGCACAAAUACAUGUCCUCUUUGUAUGCACCAAAAUAAACAAAUAAAUGGGAAAACCACAGACCAGUUAAUUACAUAUGAUGAAACGAAUAAGAACUCGCUAAAGUUGACAACACAGAACUGCAAGUUGUAUCACUUAUUCCUAAAUGUGUAUGUAAAGUAUGAAUACAAUUUUGAAGAUUGUUUUUUUUCAUUUUGUGAAGAUUCUCGAUUAACAUCAAAGUCUGAGCAAGUUUCUAUUAUCGAGAAUGCAAUUCCUAUUAACAUGGCUCACACGAUUGUGUCUGCCCCACAGCAGAAUGACCAUCAAGAAGUUGGGAAAGGAAAAAAAAAUGAGAAGAACUCCCAAAGUGAACAGCCGCUCUUAGAACAGACGGCCUCAGAACAGACGGCCUCAGAACAGACGGCCUCAGAACAGACGACCUCAGAACAGACGACCUCAGAACAGCCGCUCCUGGAACAGCCGCUCUUGGAACACUUAUUCGAAGCGUACUCCAAAAAAAAAGCGAAAAAAAUCCUCCCCAACCCAAUCGUCAUAGAAAUAAAGGACAUAUUUCACCAGAACAAAAGCAAGAACAGUUUUGUAAAUAAAGCCAACAAUAAUGUUGAUGCUAAAAUUAUUUUAUAUCUGCUAUCAAUAGUAAAGGAUCAUAUAAAAAAUAAAAUUACCUGGAAUGUGUUAUAUGCUUUUAAACUGAUAUACAACAAUUUCUCCUUUUUUUUUGCACAUAACUUUGCAGAAUUGCAUAAUAAAAUAUUGGACCAUUUAAUAAGCACCUUAAGAUACACAAAUGUAUAUAAAAUAAAAAUCUUAUCAUCCUUAGCAUUAAUUCAUAUACCUCUAUAUUACAAUAUUAACAGAAAUAAAUUAAAAGAAUUAUGGGACACUUUAGUUACAAACACCUCCUUUUUUGACAUAUUUCUUAACGAUAAAUCGAAUACGAACCAGUUGGUAUACUAUUAUGACAAGGGAUUAAAUUACGUGAGUAUAAGUAAAAAAACAGAAUAUAAAUAUAAGUGUACGUUAAGAGUAAAUAUUUGCGAACUCUUAUUUAUUUGUAUAUAUAGAUCUUAUGUACAUGCCAAUAUCAACACAGAUAUCGAAAUUGAUACAAAGAAGAUCAAUUGUUAUGAAGUUUUCAAAAGAUAUACACAUAUCUUCAAUAUUAACAAUGAUGUUCAUAUAUACAAUUUGACACAUAUUUUUAACAACCACGUUAUUUAUUACUCAUUUUACAAUCAUGAGGAAUUACCAACAAAUUCGUCUAGAAUACCCUGCCCCGGAAUCAACCCUAUGAUUCCAGUUAGAAGUGCAAGUGUUAACAACCAUUCUACUGAGAUUGAAAAAAACGGACAUUUGAAAGACAGAUACAGAAUAAUAGAAAAUACAAACAAAUGUAAUGUUCACCCUAGUUAUAUGUUCAUAAAAAAAGAACAUCAAUCAGACGACAUUUUAGACUUUCAGAUAUUCCUCAAUGAUCACUUUGAUAAGUAUCAUAAUAUAUACAAAAAUCUGCUCCAAACGGGAAAAAAUCCAAUUUUCCAAACCCUUUUCCAAAAAUUGCAUUACGAAAUUAAAUUAUCCCUAAAGCGAUUUAUGGAUAAGGAGAAGCACAUGAGUUUGAAGAAACCAUAG